AUGGAGGUGGGUUCUCCUGAAAAUGGAUUUGAUGAAAUAAGCGACCUUUUCAAACACGAUGAAUCCACUUUAUCUGAAGAUUUAGGCCUAAGCUUUCUAAUGAAUAAGGAUGUAGCUGCAGAUUAUGCGUUUGGUGACUUGGAAGGUGAAGAUAAGUUCAAUUUCUGUUUCAGUGAGCAAGGGCACUGUGAACUGCCUUCACUGCUGUCUAAUUUCAGAUACUAUGACCCUCCGGGACAUCCUUUGGAAAAUCUCCAUUCUUCUGCUCGAAUUAGUAGCAGUAGUGAUUUUUUGAUUGAUACAGAUGCUGGUGUUGUUUUGAACGAGGAUAAUUUGCAGAUGAGAUCGCCCAAAAACCACCAGCAUGAGGAUACUGAGAAGUUAUGUUCUGGUUAUCUUCGUGAUUUUGCCUCCCAAGUAGAUUUAGAGAGUAUCAAUUCUGAAGUUCCAGAGGUCUUUUGCAGACAACCACAGGUACUUGCUUCAAUGGGGAACCCUAUAUUGGGAGGAGAAAUAGUGGACACGCGAGAUUCUCCUCCGCACUACAAUAUAGGUGAAGAAACCUUUUCAAAUCCACAGCACCAAGAACUUGACCAGUCUGAGUUUACAUCCAAAAAAGAAGAAGAAGGUGUUCCAGUUGACCAGACAGAAACGCUUUAUCUUUCUCUAGAAUCUGAGAGUGGAGAUUUCAACUCAAGAAACUCUGGAGAUGGUAGGGAAGAGCUCAAAGAGCUUGAUUUGCCCCAUGUUGAUCAGUAUGACCAAGAGAGAACUUCGCACUUUUCUGUAUCUACAGGAGUGAUGGGGGAAAUAUGCGUUUCGCCUGAGACAUCUCUUUACGCUAUCAAGGUUCCACAUGAUCAGAAACUGUCUGCUUCACAUGGUCUUCAAGAUGUAUUAUAUUAUAAUGUAACACAUGAUCCAAAAUGCUGCAAAGCUGAAUGCUUUGACCCAAGUGAAGAUCCCCUUUCUGUGAAUCAGUCGUUACAUGCUGCUAUGGAGAAUUGUGCAUCUUCAAAAGGUUCUCCUGCGAAACAUGUUCAUGUAGCUAAAAUAAAUGAUCAAGGAGUAAAAAGAUCAAGAUCACAAUCACCGGUUAAGCAAACAUAUUCCACUUCCAGGUGUAAGAAGGAUUCUCAAACUAACUCUGAAGCAAGACUCCCACAUUUUAAAAGUUGGUGCCAAAGAUCAUCUGACAAAGCUGCUUGUUCAUACCAGUCUCCUGGAAGUCCUAUCAGAUGUGUUAUUCAAGAAGGUCACAAGGAACAGUCUUAUUAUUCUUCAUCAAGUAACCACAAAUAUGAAUUAGCUAGGACUGGUGAUCGGGGUAGGGAAGUCACUUCGAAGGAUCAUUUGUCAGUCACCAGUCGACAGAAUUCUGCUGCUCUACAAGAGUCAAGGAGAGUGUUUAAGGAUAGUUCUUCUUCCAAAUCUGCACCUGCCUCACCAAGCAAUCACUCCUUAGAAAUUACUAGUCGUCGGAAAGUGGAGAGGUCAGGUUCGCCAUCACCAAUCUCGCGUAGGAAUCUCAAGAGAGAAUGUGAUAAAUCUCUUUCAAGGACGAGGUACUCCUCAAGGCACAAAUCUUCCUCAAGGAGCAAUUCUGCUCAUAAUACAUCUCUUCGAGCCGGAUACUUGUCACGAGCUUCUUAUAGGAGGACUGGAAUAGGGAAACCUGGGAGAUGUCUGUUUGUUGCAGGCUUUGAAUUUUCAACAACAGAAGGAGAACUGGAAAGGAAGUUUUCUCGAUUUGGCCAUGUGAGAGAUGUUCGCAUAAUUCGUGACAAAAGGUCGGGGCUUUCACGCGGAUAUGGAUUUUUAUCAUUAGAAAGGGAUGAAGAAGCAGAUGCGGCCAUUAGAGCUCUGCACAAGACAGACUGGAAUGGUCGUGUUGUUCUUGUGGAGAAAUCAAUUAAGUGAAAUCUCAUUACCUGUAUCUGAACCAGCUUAUAGUUUCUUGUUCCAUGAUAUUUUGACUGCAAAGUUUUGUUCUAGCCUGGGCAAACACAUAUAGUAGCUCAGCCUGAGAUAACCGGGACAUAUAAUAGUUACUUGGUUAAAACUUUUGUCUCCCUAUCCAUUAACUUGAUAACGUCUA
This is a messenger RNA of Coffea eugenioides, 2098 nucleotides long. RefSeq lists its product as uncharacterized. Gene Ontology annotation, molecular function: RNA binding. The transcript is spliced from 3 exons. The record is from RefSeq and is a predicted model, not a curated record. Bases 1 to 1920 code for a protein of 639 amino acids. NCBI's taxonomy places the organism in Eukaryota, Viridiplantae, Streptophyta, Magnoliopsida, Gentianales, Rubiaceae.